Stereum hirsutum FP-91666 SS1 is the source of this 3903-nucleotide messenger RNA. Its product is annotated as ARM repeat-containing protein. Gene Ontology annotation, molecular function: histone binding. Gene Ontology annotation, cellular component: nucleus; condensed chromosome, centromeric region. The coding region runs from base 1 to 3903 and encodes 1300 amino acids. Gene Ontology annotation, biological process: mitotic chromosome condensation; meiotic chromosome condensation; mitotic cell cycle. The transcript has 17 exons. Lineage: Eukaryota; Fungi; Basidiomycota; Agaricomycetes; Russulales; Stereaceae. The record is from RefSeq and is a predicted model, not a curated record.
AUGGCCAAUUUCGAUCUUCAAGAGGAAUUGCAAGGAUAUGGCAACCUUGAAACCUAUGAUAUUCACAACGAGAGGGAUAUCUCGUCUAUGCAGCCAAGAGAAGUAGACCAACUGCUCUCGAAUGCUGUCCACGAUGUCUCUGUCUCCUAUGAAGCCAUACAGAACCCUUACACUUUUGACGUCUACCGCUCCUUUCUCAAAUAUGUCGACUGUCUAUCUGAACCUCAGGUUUCCAAAUUGCUUGAUUCCAUAGUCUCUGGCUUUCAAGCCCAAAAGGAUGCCGCCAUCGCCGACACAGAUUCCGACUAUUCGGAUACCUUCGAAAGCCACAAAUUGGGCGUAGAGAAGUACGCGUUUCUCCUGAACUGGUUUAUAUCUGCAUCGGAUCGAAUCAAACCUUCGGGUGAGGGCGGAAAUGGGUCAGUAGUAACGCCAACAGGUAAAGGGAGGAAGGGUAAAGGAGGAAAGAACGCGCCGACAAGCAGGAAAGAAAGUGAAUGGGAAGAUCAAAUCCCACACAUUUUGGGGCUCAUUUCGCAGAUGCUGGAGAACUUGAAGAUCGUGAAGGUCUGGAAAACUACUCCGGAGAGAAAUGCGCUUAUCAGAUGCUUGACUGGGCCCGCAUAUCGUGUCGCAGAGAAAGAGUCGUAUAUGAAAUCCGCCGACAUCCGUUCACGCGUCUACAAAGUCAUCUGCCAUGCAGUCAAACUCCACGGACACCGUUUCGACGCACAAGCAUCCAUAAUCCAAUGCCUACAAUAUUUCGAGCACCUUGCGGAGCCUAUGGCCGAAUUAGUUUCCCAGCUGGCGACGGAGUACAACCACACACAGCUGGGAGACGGGCUCUUGAGCGACAUCGCUGAGAAGAGUUUUAGCUCGCAGGACUCGAAGGGACCGAGGGUAUUUUCGAAGUUCUUGAUCAAAUACGCGGAAGAGGCUCCAGAAGUCGUGUUCAACAAACGGGAUCUCUUGAUGGUGCAUUUAGAUUCCGAGUCAUAUCCCAUGCGUAUGGCCAUCGUGGAGAUCUUAGGUCGCCUGAUCUCCUACCUCGACAACGACACGGACCUGGACCCCAAGAUUGCCAGUGACUAUAUCGAACGCCUUCUCAUCAAACUCCUAGAGCGACAGCUUGAUAUAUCUUCGUACGUCCGGGUUAAAGUUUUCAACACAUUGCACAGACUUUGCGAUAUCACACCGGAGAGGCGACCGGUCCUUGCAGUAGCCGACGCUGCUCUAGAUGCUCUAAGCGACAAGGUAGCGAGCGUACGCAGGAGCGCGAUCGCAUUACUGUCGAGACUGAUAGAGGAGCAUCCCUAUUGGCAAGUUUUCCACGGACAGAAGGAGGACGUGAAACUGGACCUGAGUUUGUGGGAGGGAUCCUAUGAUCAUCUCAAACAGAAACGCGAAGCCAUCGAACGGGAAGUCCAGAGGUUGAUGACUGCGUCCGACGGGCAAGAUGAGGAUCACGAUGGAUCACAAGGUGGUCAGAGUGACUCCGAGCAGGCCAGACGGCUCAACAUGUCGAAUGGCGAUGCAGAUGCGAUGGAUGUCGAUGACGAGCAAGAAGACCCAGGCAAGACCCCAUCGUCGAAGAAAGCGGACGAUCCACAAGCGCGACAACCCGCAGGUAAUCCAGCUGGCCAUGACAGAGAAGCCGCUCUUGGUCUGUUCGCAAGUGACAGGUUUAAAGCCCUUGUUUUCUCGGCGAAACUCUGCGGAGAAGCAGUAGCUUUUAUAAAGAAAAUCGAUAUGAAAAUGGGUGAUAUCGCGCUCCUGCUGGGGUCAACCCAUAAAGCGGAGGUUUUGGAAAGUAUAGAGUUCUUUCGUAUUGCUCAGUACUAUGGUCUGGCUCGUGCGAAGAUCGGUAUCAAGAAGAUGGUUCAUCUCAUCUGGUCAAAGGAUAACAACUCAACCUCCGAGGAUGGAUUGGAACUCAAGGGCGUUCGUUCCAAACUGCUCGAAUCAUAUCGGGAGAUAUUGACCAAGAAUGCAUCGUUGGCAGAGUUGACGAGUUUGGAGGAAAUGAUGCGGAUCAUGAUGGAGGACGAUCAGAUACACGAUGACAUCGUGGCAGAAUUAUGGAGACUGUACCGCGACCGCAACACCGAUAAAUCUGUUCGACGAGGCGCCAUCAUUAUUUUGGGGAUGCUUGCUCUUGCUCGGCGAGAGAUUGUAACGAACAAGGUUGAUGCACUAAUCAGGAUAGGGUUAGGUCCACUUGGAAAGGCAGACCUCAUUCUCGCUAAAUAUACUUGCGUCGCUCUUCAGCGUAUGAAUGGUAGCGCGAAGAAAGUCAAAGGCUCUUUAUUUGACAAGAAUGUGCGCUACGACAUGAACAACAUCAUCUUCCGCAACCUACAAGACGCCAUCGAACACCCGUGCCAUUCGAUCGACUGGUUCGGUAUGACCGAACAAGCCAUUAACACUAUCUACGCUCUCGGCGAUCACCCUGACAUCCUCUGCAACAAUAUCAUCAAAAAUCUCACCAGAAGAGCCUUCGCGAGGAACCCCAAUGCUGGAUCUCAGUCGCAACAGUCGAGAGCUGAGGACGCGAUGGACGUGGACGCUCCUGGACCUUCGCAAACAAUCCCGAAUGGGUUCGCGUCGACCCAACCUGAGUCGCAAGCGGGUACUAGUCAUAGCGGUGAUGUUGGCGAUGCAUUCGAACUGAGCCAAAUGAUUUUCGUCGUUGGGCACGUUGCUAUCAAACAUGUCGUCUAUCUAGAGUUGGUGGAGAGGGAUUGGAAGAGGCAGAAAAAUGAACACGAAGCAGCGGAGAAGGCCAAAGCCGCUGGCACCUCUCAGAAGGACGGCGAUGAUCUCGAGGCGGUUGUUGGAAAUGCCGAGGACGAGAUUGGCGAUAGGAUCGCUGCUGUGAGGGAGACCGAAUUGCUCUACGGCCCUGAUUCCUUGCUCGCCGUUUACGGUGACAUGGUUGCUGAAAUCGUCGGCCGCGGUCGUUUCGUCAAGUACCAAACACUUCACACGGCGGCAAUUCUGACAUUGAGCAAGUUCCUUUGCAUCAGCUCCCGAUACUGUGAUCAGUACCACCAUUUGCUUUUCAAGAAACUCAAACUCUCCGAAGAUCCCACUAUUUGUAGCAACAUCGUUAUCGCCCUCGGCGAUGUCGCUGUCUCGUUCAGCACCAUCAUCGACGAGAACAGCAACGAGUUGUAUAGGGGUCUGUCCAACAGGAGCCUCAUCGUCAGGAAAAACACAUUGAUGGUAUUAACGCACCUGAUCCUCAACGGCAUGAUUAAGGUCAAGGGGCAGUUGGGCGAGAUGGCAAAGUGUCUUGAAGAUGAUGACCCUAGGAUCUCCGACCUGGCAAAGUUGUUCUUUACGGAGCUAUCGACGAAGGACAAUGCAAUAUACAAUAACUUACCGGACGUCAUCAGUCAUCUCUCUGUGGGAGACAAUGCUCUAGGCGAGGAGGCGUUCCAGGGCACGAUGAAGUACAUUUUCUCCUUCAUCGAAAAGGAGAGACAAGCCGAGAAUAUCGUCGAAAGGUUAUGCCAACGGUUUCACUUGUCGGAAGACCCUCGGCAGUGGCGCGAUAUAGCUUUCUGCCUUUCGCUCCUACCGUUCAAAUCGGAGCGGUCCGUCAAGAAGCUCAUCGAAGGCCUUCAAUUCUACAGGGACAAACUGCAUGAAGAGACGGUCUAUUCCCGCUUCCAGGAAAUUCUUGUCAAGGCACGCGCGAACAAGUCCGCAAACAAACCGGACACGCAGCUGAAUGAGUUCGAGAAUAUCCUGAAGGAACACAAGCUACAGGGCGAAGAAGACCAGGAGCUCGAGAAGCGAGUGGCAGGAAAGAAAGCUAAGAGACGUUCAAGGAAAUCGUCGAAAAGGAAAGUGAAACCCGUCAAAUACGAGCAAGAAGAGGACGGAGAAAAAGACUAG